AUCCUAGGGGUUUUCUGUUAUAUAGGGCCGACCAGUUGAGAGAUAUGUAGUGAGUAGAGAGGGGAGUCGAGCCGUACAGUGUAUGUAGGACUUUUAUACAGCAGGGGGGGCCGUGUAUGAUCUGGAGCUGAGGAGGCGGCGGGUUGGGCUGCUAUUCGCUCCGCACACAUGACGUGAGGUGGGCAGCGGAUGGAUUCAGAGCUGGGGCUCAGCGCGCUGCCAGUUCUAUCACAGUCUGUCAGCCAGGGGCAAGUGGAACGUUCUGUCAGCGCCGGGGAGAUGUAACGGUGUGGCACCCUGAGCCAAGGAGCAAUGUCAGUUAAUAUUUUACUGCUGGGAAAUGAACGGGAUCAAUUCUCUGACGAUAACGAGCACCAGAGCCUGGCAUCCUUCUAUCUCCAUAGAAGAGCUAAUAGAUCACUUAUACAGGAGAACCAGCCAGGACUCAAGGUUUACCAGGCCGAUGUGUUUGGGAAUAUUCAGGUUGUUCUCCAUGAGUUCCCUAGUUCGGAUGUACUGAGAGUGGAUCUGCAAACAUCUCAACGUGUAGCGAGUGAAGCUGAUAUCAUCAUUGUCAAAUACUCUGUCAAUGCAAAGAAUUCCUACCUAGAUGUAAAGGACAACUUUGUUCCCUUGAUAAGACAAAUAUUCAGUCAUUGUACUGUACCAGUGAUCGUUGCAGCAGUCGGAUCAAGAAUAAAUGAGGGUCCACCCUGUUCUUGCCCACUGUGCACCUCUGAUAGAGGGAUUUGUGUUACUGCCUCAGAAGGAAUACAGCUUGCCAAAGAUCUAGCAGCAACCUAUAUGGAACUGCAUGCGCUCAAUGACUUCUAUGUUGGAAGCUAUUUCGGAGGAGUGUUGGAAUAUUUCAUAAUUCAAACUCUGAACACAAAGACAUCUGCAAAAAGCAAGAAAAAGAAGAACAAUCAGUUCCUUAAAGUUAAACCCCCAAAUCUUGAACAGCCAGAAAAAAUGCCCGUUUUACAAGAUGAUCCUUCGCAAUACGAAUCUGAUUUUCAAGGCUUGCUGGUACAUGGGCAAUGUGCGGAUGUGAUAUUCUGUACCUCAAGCCUGGAACAUUUGCUGGAAGCUCACAGAAUCGUGUUGUGCAGUGUAAGUGAUGUGUUCAUGCUGCUGUUCGGAGGGAAGUCUGCCUAUGAAGUCCAUGACUCCUGUGUUCUGAAGACGACGAGCAACCUCUUUGCCGUGUGCAGGGAUGUGUCGGUUACAGCAGAGUAUUCCCCUGUAAGGGUCAUUGUCAAAGACUCUCUCCUCUGUUCAUGUUUAUCAGACAUUCUCCACUUCAUUUACUCAGGUGCUUAUCAAUGGCAUCUUCUUAAACAGCAGCUUAGAAAAAAGAUAGAGGAUCCUGAAGAUGUUGCACGUGUUCUUCACAGAGUUCGGUGUAUCCUGAAAAAACCAGGCAAGGAAGCAGAUGUCUCCUACUACACAGAGCCGUGGCAGUUCUGCAGUGCACUUGGCAGGUUUUUUAACACUCCUUUGUUAGCGGAUGUCGUUUUUCAAGUUCAAGAUAUUACCAUACCUGCUCACCGGGCAGUAUUAGUUGCACGCUGUGAGGUUAUGGCUGCCAUGUUUAGUGGUAGCUAUGCGGAAGCAAAGAGCUUUUUGAUACCAAUUUAUGGCAUAUCUAAGGACACUUUCCUAUGCUUUCUUGAAUAUCUUUACUCUGACUGCUGCUGUCCUGCGAGUAUCCUGCAAGCCAUGUCACUGCUUGUUUGCUCUGAGAUGUACCAGGUCUACAGGCUCCAACAUCUGUGUGAACAUUACAUUAUCAGUCAACUCCAGAGCAUGCCUAGCCGAGAGCUGGCCACCACAAGCAUGAGUGUUGUCAGUCUCAUUAGAAAAGCCAAGUUUCAUAACUCAGAACAUCUUGCUACUUGGUUGCUUCAUUUUAUGGCUUUAAACUAUCUCAUCUUCAGCCAGAAAUCAGACUUCCAAGACCUUUCAGAGGAAAGGGAUUUUGUAGAGACGCAUCGUUGGCCCUCCAGCAUUUACUUGAAGCAGCUUGCAGAAUACAGGCAAUACAUCCACUCCCAAAAGUACAGAUGUUCCUUGAUGUAACCAAGGAAUUUGACUAAACUACUUGUAUGCUAUAUUAAGGUAUUAUGAAUGCACUGAUGAUCUGUAGUAGAGAGCAGUACCGAACUUAACAUUACAAAAUAAAUACCAGGUAAUGAUGGAUGAAGGCACAGGGGCAUGACUUAAGUACCUUGAUUCCCAUGUGCAUUAGUCACCCCUUCUGAUCCAAGCUGUCAUGGGCAGGCAGGAGGGUGUUAAUCUAUUAAAAAACAAUGCACGCAAACCUUAUUUUCAGUAUAUUCUCUAUAACUGGCUAAUGUCAUCAUUGCUGUAUAUAUGAAAUGUUUUCACAUUCUUAUGGUUUUAUUACUGACAAAAAAAAAAAUCUAAAAAAAAUGUAAUAAUGUAAAUAAACACAAAAGACUGUACUCA
Messenger RNA from Xenopus laevis (African clawed frog), 2472 nucleotides. RefSeq names its product Rho-related BTB domain containing 3 L homeolog (gene rhobtb3.L). The record is from RefSeq and is a predicted model, not a curated record. Lineage: Eukaryota; Metazoa; Chordata; Amphibia; Anura; Pipidae. Gene Ontology annotation, molecular function: GTPase activity; GTP binding. The coding region runs from base 313 to 2082 and encodes 589 amino acids. The transcript has 12 exons.